AUGGGCGGUUCAACUGGUUGUUUCCGAUCUCGUUUACCUCCGUCAUUGACAACAAAAGAUAUUCAUUUAUUAACUCUAAAAAGUGACUUGUCACGUGAAGAUAUCGAACAAUGGUAUUCAAGUUUUGUACAUUGUUAUCCACAAGGUUAUUUAUCGAAACGACAAUUUGUUCUUUAUUAUCAACAAUUACGAGACGAGUAUAGCGCACAAUUAUUGCCAUUUAUUGAACAGUUAUUUGAUGUAUUCGAUGCGAAUAAUGAUAAGAAGAUUGACUUUUAUGAAUUUGUUUUAUUGAACGUGUUAAGUAAUAAUGGUUCGAUCAAUGAAAAAAUGAAAUUGAUAUUUCGGUUUUAUGAAGAUGAUAAGGAAAAACAUCUCUCGCGAGAUGAAAUUAAAGAAUUUUUACGGCAUAUGUUCGAUUUGUUCGAUAUUCCAUCGUCGAAAUCCAAUGUGACUGAUGUUCUUGAUCGAGUUUUUCAAAAGCAUAAUUUAACGCGAGAGCAGAAAAUUAAUUGGAAAGAAUUUACUCAAGAUGUUCUCAAUGAUCAAUCAUUAUUUCGGCGAUUAAUUUCUGUAGAUAUUUAUCGUAAUGACCAAUUUAUUCAAAGAUCUGAACGCUUCUAA
Molecule: messenger RNA, 624 nt
Organism: Adineta ricciae
Lineage: Eukaryota; Metazoa; Rotifera; Eurotatoria; Adinetida; Adinetidae
Source: the annotation of a GenBank genome assembly